Folsomia candida is the source of this 1576-nucleotide messenger RNA. RefSeq names its product succinate--hydroxymethylglutarate CoA-transferase-like. The record is from RefSeq and is a predicted model, not a curated record. The transcript is spliced from 5 exons. Gene Ontology annotation, molecular function: catalytic activity. NCBI's taxonomy places the organism in Eukaryota, Metazoa, Arthropoda, Collembola, Entomobryomorpha, Isotomidae.
GAAGAACGAAGUACAAUUGAUUGUGGCCAAUCCUUUCAGUUUUUAGCAGUUGCAGCUUUCCUGACUAUUUAUUUUGCAACUUCCAGCUAAACUUUUAUCGACAUUGGCUUUCAUUUCAUAUGCGCGUACGAGCAAAAGGGAAAUACUACUUCUACCUACUAAUUUUUAUACAUAUUAAAAUUUAUACUGGUUCAAGUACUGCUAAAAUAUCUGGACAUAAAAUGCUACAAAAUCUAAUAAAAUCUGUAAGAAAAAACCAUCGAUUAUUUUCACGAGGAUUUAGUCUGAGUGGCAAUAAAAAUACCGAGAAAUUGGCUGAUGGUCCCCUUCAUGGAAUCCGUGUUUUAGACCUUACAAGGAUUCUUGCAGGACCAUUUGCAACAAUGAUUCUCGGAGAUUUGGGAGCAGAGAUUAUCAAAAUUGAGAAGCCAAAUUCUGGCGAUGACACCCGAACAUGGGGUCCUCCUUUCAUCAAUAAUGAAUCGUGUUACUUUGUUUCGAUAAACAGAAAUAAGAAAAGCAUGGCAAUAGAUAUGAAACGUGGACAAUCCAUUCUUCACGAUUUGGUUAAAAAGUGCGAUGUCUUGGUGGAGAAUUUUGUCCCUGGUACUUUGGACAGAUUUAACAUGGAUUACGAAUCUCUGCGAAAGGUGAACCCAAAAUUAAUUUACUUGUCAAUUUCUGGAUACGGUUCCACCGGGCCUUACGUGAAUAGAGGAGGCUACGAUGUGAUAUCGUCCUCCUUGGGCGGCUUACUCUCCAUCACAGGACCUCGUGGAGGGGAGCCUUGCAAAGUGGGGGUCGCAUAAACGGAUAUAUGUACCGGAUUAUAUGCACACGGUGCAAUCGUUGUGGCACUUAUGAACCGGACUAAAACAAAAAUGGGUCAACGAAUUGAAUGUAAUUUGCUAUCAACACAAUUAUCUUGUCUUACACAUCUCGCUUCAAAUUACUUGAAUGCCGGAAUAAAUGCAACCAAAUGGGGAACCGCACAUGAAAGCAUAGUUCCAUAUCAGUCUUUCAAAACGAAGGGAGGGGAUUGGAUUACGAUUGGGACCGGGAACAAUGAGCUGUUUCUACAACUUUGUAAUGCACUUGGUUUGGAAAACAUCAAAACGGAUAGCAGAUUUCUAACCAAUUCGCUGAGGGUGCAAAAUAGGGAAGCGUUGAUUUCAAUUCUGUCAAAAACUAUAGAAAACGAAACAUGCAACUUUUGGCUCGAGAAAUUUGAAGGCUAUAAAUUUCCUUACGGCCCUGUAAACAGUAUUCAGCAGGCUUUCGAUGAUCCACAGGUAAAGCAUAAUGACAUCGUGAAAAGCGUCGGCCCAUACAAAGUGGUUGGACCGGUGGUGAAAUUCAGCUCAGGAGGAAAUCACAUCCGAACGAUGCCUCCAAAAUUGGGAGAACAUACAAAAGAAAUUCUUCAAUCCUUGUUAAACUACACUGAAGCUGAAAUUGAUGCUUUAUUCAAAUCGUCAAUAGUACAGUAAUAUCUAUUACAUGGUUCAAUAAUUUUCUGUAUUGAAUAAUGUGAAGUGCUCUUGUUGCUGUUAUCAUAAUAAAUAAAUUCACAUUA